Amblyraja radiata (thorny skate) is the source of this 4587-nucleotide messenger RNA. RefSeq names its product high affinity cationic amino acid transporter 1. The transcript has 12 exons. The coding region runs from base 309 to 2300 and encodes 663 amino acids. Gene Ontology annotation, cellular component: plasma membrane. The record is from RefSeq and is a predicted model, not a curated record. NCBI's taxonomy places the organism in Eukaryota, Metazoa, Chordata, Chondrichthyes, Rajiformes, Rajidae. Gene Ontology annotation, biological process: L-arginine import across plasma membrane; L-ornithine transmembrane transport. Gene Ontology annotation, molecular function: L-lysine transmembrane transporter activity; L-arginine transmembrane transporter activity; L-ornithine transmembrane transporter activity.
CGCUAUACGCUGCGGUGAGGUCACGUUGCCAUUUUUUUUUGGUGUGUCACACUGAGCGGGAGCGCCUCUCCAUCGGGACCGGACGAACGAAUUGGGGGGCAUCUGAGCGGCGGGCACUGUGCGCACCUGAGCCUCGGCGCCCCCCCCUCCCGCGCGACCCCUUGUCGCCCUCCUAUCGGCCGUGCGCCCAACCGUCAGCCGGCUCUCGCCCUCCCCGCGCGCGCGCGCGCCCAGGCUGAGGCGAAGCUCCAACUGCUUUCCGCAUCUUUCCCGAGGUUGGGAUUGUUUGGCAGGCCUGGUCUUCAAAGAUGGAUUGUAAACCGCUUAUUUCUUUUGGACGUCAGCUUUUCCGUCGUAAAUACGUGGACUGCAGUACCGAAGAAACCAGACUUGCCAGAUGCUUGAACACACUGGACUUGGUUGCGCUUGGCGUUGGCAGCACUCUUGGAGCGGGCGUCUAUGUAUUGGCUGGAGCAGUGGCCCGGGAAAAUUCUGGACCUGCCAUUGUUAUCUCGUUCUUGAUUGCAGCUCUGGCAUCUGUGCUUGCAGGACUCUGUUAUGCCGAAUUUGGUGCAAGGGUCCCCAGGACAGGUUCUGCUUACCUUUACAGCUAUGUUACAGUUGGGGAACUUUGCGCUUUCAUUACUGGCUGGAAUCUCAUUCUUGCUUACGUAAUUGGAACUUCAAGUGUUGCAAGAGCAUGGAGUGCGACAUUUGAUGAGCUCAUUGGUAGACGCAUUGAAAUAUUCUGUCAUCAACAUAUGGCAAUGAAUGCCCCAAACAUAUUGGCAGAGUACCCGGAUAUUUUUGCUGUAUUCAUAAUCUUACUGCUAACAGGAUUAUUAUCGUUUGGCGUGAAGGAGUCUGCAAUGGUGACCAAAGUCUUCACCUGCAUCAAUGUACUUGUGCUAUGUUUCGUCAUGGUAUCCGGCUUUGUAAAAGGUUCAUUGAAAAAUUGGCAGCUCAGUGAGAAUACCUUUAUUAAUGGGACAAACAAUACUGGCUCUGAGAAUUUCACUGAAGGAGACGGUACCUGGCAUUAUGGCUCCGGGGGAUUUAUGCCAUAUGGCUUUUCAGGAGUGCUUUCGGGUGCAGCGACGUGCUUCUAUGCCUUUGUAGGAUUUGAUUGUAUUGCAACUACAGGUGAGGAAGUAAAAAACCCCCAGCGAGCCAUUCCGAUCGGAAUCGUUGCUUCCCUUUUGAUCUGUUUUGUUGCCUAUUUUGGAGUAUCUGCUGCCCUUACUUUGAUGAUGCCAUAUUAUUUACUGGACAAGAACAGCCCAUUGCCAGUCGCUUUCAAAUACAUUGGAUGGGAUGGGGCGAAAUAUGCUGUUGCAGUGGGUUCGCUCUGUGCUCUCUCCACCAGUCUUCUUGGCUCCAUAUUUCCAAUGCCGAGAGUAAUAUUUGCAAUGGCAGAGGAUGGACUGCUGUUCAGGGUGUUGGCCCGAAUCAACAAAAGGACUAAAACGCCACUUAUUGCCACAGUAGUAUCAGGGGUUGUUGCAGCUAUCAUGGCAUUGUUGUUUGACCUCAAGGAUCUUGUGGAUCUUAUGUCGAUUGGGACCCUUCUUGCCUACUCACUGGUGGCUGCUUGUGUUCUGGUGCUCAGAUAUCAGCCUGACCAAUUUUCUAAUGCAACAUAUCAAAUGGCAAAUACCUCUGAUGAUACAGAUUUGACUGAAUCAGCAAGCACAAGUGACUCUCAAGCAGAGGUUUUGCAAGGAAAUUACGGAUUAUCAUUGAAUGCCGUGUUAUUUCCUGAAAAUAUACACCCUACCCAGCAGUCAGGAUCUUUAGUCAGUACAUGUGUGGGUUUCAAUGGGUUAUUUAUUCUGAUAUUGUGCCUAUUCGCUGUUUAUGCAAAAGAUCCUUUGUUGGAGGGGAAACCCUGGUCCAUAUGCUUACUGCUUGUAAUAAUGCUUCUGUGCACGUUUUUCACUGUCAUCAUUGCUAGACAACCAGAAAACAAAACAAAGCUCUCAUUUAAGGUACCGCUCUUGCCCUACUUGCCUGUUGUCAGCAUUGUUGUGAAUGUCUAUCUAAUGAUGCAGUUGGACAGAGGCACUUGGAUACGGUUCGCUAUCUGGAUGGUAAUAGGCUGUGUCAUUUACUUUGUGUACGGAAUACACAACAGCUCAGAAUCUAGUUCUUCCAGGCUUCCCACUGACAGAACUGCAAGGGUCUUUAAGGACACAGUGAGUGUGUCAAAUGGUGAGGCUGUACCUCCAGAGAAGGAAGCUUUCUUACACAAUAUCGAUGAGGAUCCUGCAGAUAGUAGGAACACAGAGGAUGAUGUUUAAAUCAACAGGGGUUCACAUUCUUCUAAUUAUGUGUCUGGCAUCUAACUUGAACAUUUAAAAGUACAACUGAAUGAAUGCUACUUGCAUCAUGUAGGGAGGGAGUAUAUUUGUUCGAACAUGCAGGUGAGGGUUUUGAGUACCAGUGAGCAUUUGUGACUAAGGGUGACGUUGCUAUGUUACUUCAACUCCUUGUUUUUGUAUAACCUCCAAACUACUGGUGACAUUAUUUACACCAAGUGGUUCAAACAAAAUGAUCAAAAUGAUUUUAGAGCUAUUUAUUGGGUUUUAGGGACGGAUACUGUUGGGGAUACUGAACUUUUAGCUUGUGAUUAUGCGCACAAAGUGUAGGUGGAUAUAUAUUUUUGCAAAAGAAAUGCUUUCUUUGGUCAAGUGAGCACUUGUAGAAUAAGUUGAUAGAACGUAUAAAAGUAUCUAUUUUUACCUGGGCUUAGAAUCUCUAUGGUGCACUACUUUCCUUAAGCUUCAGUAGAGGAUGCUGAAUGUCACAACGUGGACAAUCAUUUCCUGCCUGUGAGCUACAAUUUCAGACUGUUUCAUUUGACUUGUUUAAAAGUUAGUUGCUUAAUGAAACAUUGUAGUAAAUCCAGCAAAGAAAGCAAUUUAUUAUGUGGGGACAGAAUAAGACAUUUUCUGAUGCUGAUGCUUUUGUUAAGUGUGGGUUUUUGCUAUGAACUUUUAAUUUAAUUUAUCAUCCCUAUAAUUGGUUUGAUUCUAUAGUUCAGAUUUAUAUAAUAUUUCCAGUGGGUAAUGUUACAUUGUCUUUACGUGUUCUUCUGUAGGUUCACAUGGUGAAAGUAAUCAUAUUACUGUUCUUCCGAUAGUGCACCAAUCUUUAGUUACAGGUGUAUGCUUUUAUUUUUAUGUGAACGAAUUUGGGCUUGAAAUCUGUCUCAUCAAAUAUUUCUCCUCCAGAGAGGAGCGACUUCUGUUGAAUGUUAGUGAAAGCAUUUACAAUCUUUAAAAUCAGCUGGUUAAUUAUUUGAAACAGCAUUGACUACUCAAUCAAUCAAUAUUUCCUGUGGGGUGCAGAUUAACAAAAUCAUUUAAGUUAUUCCCACAAAGUUAAGGUGAUUGGGGAAGGUAUUAACUUAAAUUCUGGAAAUGUGACUCUUCUCAAGCACGAAAUAUCACAAGUUUAUGACUAGAAAUUAGUUUGUAUGACAUUAUAACAAACAGUGAGAAAUGGUAUAUUCACUGAUCAAAUGGAAAUUUAACAAUCUAGACCUUCUAGUUUUGUUGGCUUGCAUUCAUUUUGAAAAUCUUCUUGGGAUGAUUUAUCUUAUCAAACAUUUAACCAACCAUUUCUGAUGUCAAGAGAUGUCAGCCUAAGGCUUGCAGUGAGGAGUCUACAGGCAUUGUUAUCAGGAAACUUGGGCUAUUAUGUUUUAAUUAAGCCCAGGCAUCAUAUGCAUUCAUAUUUUUCCUGUCCUAUCAGUGUCGUCUUUAAAGUUAAAGACAUGGGCUUGUUAUAAAAACUGAACUUUCAUUUCAUGUAUCUGUUAUUGCAAGCUUUAUUCAUUGAUAUAAAUUUGCUUGAAAGCAGAAAUUUGAACUCGAGAAAGACCAAUGAAAGUACUAGGAAAUGGUGUAUACACAACACUAUUAUAUCCAGUUUGGUAGACAACAGAUCAUUAUAGUUAACUAUCUUGAAAGCUAUGUGACGGCAGUGGAAUGUAAGGCAGAUUCUUGUCAUUAUUUACAAUGUGAACACCUGCAAAAUUUAGGUUUAAUCACAGACCACAUUAUACAACGUUGGGUUACAGAACUAGCAAGCUACUAAACCCGUAAGCAAAUUUUCAAAGGUUGUGUCUGUAAUAGCAAAAGAUACUGAGCAAAUUUUUGGCAUCAGGUAUCACUGGAAAUGAAUAAUGGCAAUGUCCCAGAUGAUGGCCAUUGAUAAUAACAAAAUGCCAAGUCCUCAUCACUGAGUAUUAGACCUAUUUUAAUCAUGGAUGGUGCUGUGUGUAUAGCAACAUGUGAUGCAUCACGUGCAUCACGUCCUGGGGUCAGUGUAACACCGGGUGCAAUUUAUUAAUAGUAUUUAAAACUAGUCCAUAAUUCAAUACCAGUCGCACAGGGAUUCCAUUCCUUAAAGAAUAUUAAUGAAUGAUAUAGUGUUUGAAAAUUAUGUUAUGGUCAUUGUAUUCCAUGCCAGGUGACAGAUGUCAGGAUUUAUCAAAUUCAAAAUUGCACAUCAUUUUGGGAUUUGCACCUGUAGCCCACGUGUUCAUGGGAGUAAAUAAAUAAAUAAAGGGAAUUUGCAGCU